CCGAUCUGUCCCUCCGGAUCGGAGCCCGCAAAAGUCCUGGCUCUCUCGGCAGGGAGGCAGUUAUCGGAGAAGCCAGGGAGCCUGCCUGCUCCUUAGCCCGCCCCGGUUGCUUCCCCCGCCACUUCCGCGGCUGUACCUGCUGGGAGGCUGAAACUGACCAGAGCGCAGUCUGCGCGCGAACGAACGGCGCUGGGUGAAACCGACCAGGACCCAACGGUCCAUCCCCAGAACGCUGCGGGCCUGGCUUGUUGCAACGUUCCAUCCUUAGAACGUGGAGGAAACUUUGUUCGCUGCUCUUCUUGCAACUUCACAUACUCCCUGGAAAUCCCUCUCGCUGCUGAUUUAUUGUUUUAUUUUUAUUUUAUUUGAAAGGAAAAGUUGGGGGAAAGUUUUCCCCUGUUUUUAUGCUAAGAGAGAGAAGUCUUGUAUUUAUUUAUUGAUCUGUUUAAGAAUCCCAGGCAAUUUAAUUGAUCUCAGAGAUGCCUCGGGCUUUCUUAGUGAAAAAAUCCUGUGUGUCUGUGGGCAAGAGGAACUGGAGUGAAUUGCCUGAUGAAGAGAGAGGAGAGAUUUAUGUACCAGUCUGCCUGGGGGGCUGUGCCCUGGGCAAGGACUUGGAGCCCUCGGUGGCUGAAGCCCCCUCGUAUCCGAUGCCCCUGGACCUGACCCUGCGAGAUCCAAGCUACACGGCUGUCCAGCUCCCUGGGGAGGUGCCCCCAGCUGGGCAGCACAAUGGGUUCCCGCGGCCCAAAAUGAAGGUGACGUUGGGCGCGGGGCCGGGCGAGCUGUUCUCCUGCCCCGUGUGCCAGAAGGGCUUCAGCUACCAGCGCAUGCUCAACCGGCACCUCAAGUGCCACAGCGAGGUCAAGCGCCACCUGUGCCCCUACUGCGGGAAGGGCUUCAACGACACCUUCGACCUCAAACGCCACGUCCGCACCCACACAGGCGUGCGCCCGUACAAGUGCCACCUGUGCGACAAGGCCUUCACGCAGCGCUGCUCGCUGGAGUCGCACCUGAAGAAGAUCCACGGGGUGCAGCAGCGCUACGCCUACAAGGAGCGGCGGGCCAAGCUCUACGUGUGCGAGGAGUGCGGCUGCACGGCCGACAGCCAGGAGGGCCACCUGCUCCAUCUGCGGGAGCAGCACCCCGACAGCCCCUUGCUGCGCAAGGCCUCGCGCAAGACGGCUGCCUCCCUGCACAGUGCCCUCCCCACGCUGCUGCAAAGCAGCCCGCGUCUGUGAGACGUCGCACCCUGCAGGGCACCCAGUGCCUGGGAGACAGCGCCCCCUGGGGGCUGGGCAGGGCCCUAUCCAGCACUGAGCCCCUGGGAGACAGUGCCCCUGGUGGGCACCCGACACUGGGGCAGGACCAGUGACUGAGCCCUGCUGCCUGGAGACUGGACACUGCCUGCUCCCUCCCAGCAGUGCCCUGGGACGUGGGCAGCACGUGGCAAAUGCUCCAAAGAAGCCCCCACCCCCUGUGGAGAAGUCCCCAAUGCUGCUCCCCCCUCGAGGGGCAGACAGCUAUCCACAGGGCACUGACUUUGCACUGCUCCUUUCCCGAAGCCUUGGGGGAGAUGCGGGCAUCUGUGGGCCGUGUCCAGUCCCCCGUAGGCUCUGCCCACAGGCUGGGCAGACAGGAUUUUUUACCAUUGUGCUUUUCUGAGGGGGCUGGGCAGCAGGAGUCAUGUGCCCCCCCACCAUCUCAACCUCGGUGCCAUCCCCCUCCAUCCCCCCCGCCACACACACUCAGGAAGAAGCCAGGGGUGGCUCCAUUCCCUGCCCCCACCAAUCCCAUCAGGACCAUUCUGCUCUGGAUUUCCCAGUCCCCCUUGGCCCCAUCCCCUGCUGUUCCUGCAUGAAGUGAGGUUUGCUCCUGGGCUGUUGCUGCUGCUUUGGGGAAGGUGUUUACAUUACAAAUCCCAGCUGUCCCCACUCUGGGAGUCUCCGGGGCUGACAGGAGACCUGUGCUGGGGGGCCUGAGAAUGCCUGGGAAGGGGGCAAGGCUCAUUCAACUCCAGGGCCCCAACCACACUCGGGAGAAAUAUCCAUGACAUAAAAUCUGGGCACCGGCUUUGAUUCAGGGUGGAGACACCUCCUCGGACAUAUCUAGGAGUGCGGGGUGGGAGGGGAAUCUUCCAUAUAGCGCCAAUUCCCCAGGCCCCUCCAUGCCACCGUUUCCCCUCCCCCCACUUGCAGAGCUGUCACUGACCUGGACAACUACGGGGAUCGUGGUGACUGGAGAAUGUUGAUCAAGGAAUUAGGAUUUAUCUGAAUUCCACCCCCCCCCCCAUCCUCUGCCUUAUUUGUGCUGCUGUCCUGAGGCGGGGGGCUGAGGUACAAAUGCUUUAAUGGGGGAGGCUGCAUCUUCCCCCUGCCCUCCUUUCUGUGGCUCAACUGACCGGUAGACCCCCGCCCCCACAUCCACCAGGUCCCCCUCCCCCUGCCUGCUCCCCUCCAACACCACCUUUACACACCACAGAACACCUGGGCAUUGGGGUCCCCAGGAUCAGGGCAAUUCCAGCCCUCCACCUGCAUUGCCAGCCCCAGAGCAUCCAUUCACCGAGGGAGGUGUCGUAGCAGAGCCCCUAGGUCAGGGGGAAUGGGGUAGGGCCACGCCAUGGUCUGCACCCCACAUAUGAUCAGCUGGGCUGUGUUACCCCCGCCCCUCACCUACCCUCACCGUGACUGCAGCAGGGUGAUGCCAAAGACCCAUCCCCCCCCCACAUACUAACUGCAAUCUCUUUAAAUCUGGGGGUGGGGGGUGGCUGCCUCUCCUCCUUGGGUAGAUAUUGGGGGACUCUGCCAAUCCCCAGUGCCAAGAGGUUGGGUAGAGGGACCUGUUCCCAGCUUAGCGGGGAGCUUCCCUCAGAGGGGACCCUGCAUCCCACUAAGCUGGGAUUGCUCUAACUGCAUCCGUCCUGUCCCCCACCCCCUGCAUGUAAGCGGUGGGGGAGUGGGUCCUGGCAGGGGUGUAGUAGGAGGUGUCGGGGUGCCAGGGCCCGGAUCGUGUUUACAGUUUGGCUGUGGGAAACGAGCCAGACAGUUUGUUAGUAAUUGUGAGUUUGUAUCUGUGUCUGUUUGUGAGUCUAGUAAAAUCAGGGAAUUGAA
This is a messenger RNA of Malaclemys terrapin pileata, 3107 nucleotides long. It is a transcript of the gene OVOL1, whose product is annotated as ovo like transcriptional repressor 1. NCBI's taxonomy places the organism in Eukaryota, Metazoa, Chordata, Testudines, Emydidae. Gene Ontology annotation, cellular component: nucleus. Gene Ontology annotation, biological process: epidermal cell differentiation; regulation of transcription by RNA polymerase II. The transcript is spliced from 4 exons. Bases 480 to 1238 code for a protein of 252 amino acids. The record is from RefSeq and is a predicted model, not a curated record. Gene Ontology annotation, molecular function: DNA-binding transcription factor activity, RNA polymerase II-specific; RNA polymerase II cis-regulatory region sequence-specific DNA binding.